GAUCCCCUCAAAAAAACUUGAACAUGAUUUUGUGGUAUUCAGUUUUUAUUCCACUAAAAUUACAUCUGGAAAAUGGGUUAUUGAACAAGGAAAAAUAGGAAUGAAACCUCAGUAUCCACUUCCUUCAUGCUAAUGUCAUGUCCUAACUCACACCAGCUGUGAAUUCAAGUAUGUCACCACUCUUAAGUGAUGAAACUCCUGAAUGUUUAGAAGAAAAUCACAGGAUCGGCACUUGUGCAAAAAGAGCACUGGCUCCUAUUUUCUACAGGCCACCUUUGUCUGUCUCCUUGGAAGGUAGAGACUGUUAAUCCAAUCCCCAUCAUUCCUCUAGGUCAGGCAGUCAGCCAUGGCACAGAGCACGGGAAGGAGGCGACGGACACCCAGCGCCUGACCUGGGGAAGCCGUUGCGCAGCCUGAUGGCACGGCCAGCCCGCGUCCUGACGGCCUCUGCCCUGGGGUACUUCAGCCAGCUUCCUUGGGCGAGAUGUGAGGAGAAUUGUGUCAGUCCUGAACAUUGCCUGACCACAGAUUGGGUACAUCUCUGGUAUAUAUGGCUGCUGGGGGUGAUCGGCGUCCUGCUUCUCCUGUGCGGCCUGACUUCCGUGUGCUUCCGCUGCUGUCUGAAUCACCAGCAAAGUGGAGAGGAGGAGGGCCGGCCACCCUAUGAAGUGACAGUCAUUGCUUUUGAUCAUGACAGCACCCUCCAGAGCACGAUUACUUCCCUGCAGUCAGUGUUUGGCUCUGCAGCUCGAAGAAUCCUGGCUGUGACUCACUCCCACAGCUCCCUGGGCCAACUGCCCUCUUCUCUGGAUACCCUCCCAGGAUACGAAGAAGCUCUUCACAUGAGUAGCUUCACAGUUGCAAGGUGUGGGCAGAAAGCAUCUGAUCUACCCCCGGUGCCAGAGGAAAAGCAAGUGCCUCCAACACAGCAGGAGUCUUCUCCAGUAGAACACUCUGCAAAUUGAUGGGGAGCCUGGUUUCAUAAAUGGUGGACAGGGUUGGGGAUGGUCUCCAGGGUCAGUAGAGACAGACAAAGGGAACAUUUUUUUUCUAACUUUCAGAAGAUUUAGGAUGACAUCUGAACAUCAUUCAGUGGAAAUGAUGGAUUCCAACUCUUCACCUCUAGACACAUGUACUUUCUGAUAUGGAGUGCUCUAAUCAGGAACUCUCAUUCCUUAUCCAAUGGCCAAAUUUUGCAACUAAUCCCUAGCAAUGUUAGUUACCACUGGAGCAGGAAAGCAUCGAAGGUAUCUUGAAUUCCUCCAGACACUGAGUUCCCUUACCCAUACGAUACUGCAGGUUGCUCUUCUCUGCCAGCUAAUAGAUUAUAACAUACUUGACAAAGACAAGAGUGUAGGCACAACCACAGAAUUAGUGCACUUAAUUCGUGCCUCCCUUCUCUUGAGAAAAUGCUCACUUUUAUACUGAAUGAUAAUGAUAAUUUUGGAUAUCAAGAAUACCUUGGCAGGCAUCCAGAAUCUGGGGUGGGAUUGCAGGUACGGGCUAAGAGAACACACUAUAUAUAGUAUUGAAGUGCCAAGCAUCAAGGUCUUUCUUUCGCCCUAGUCCUACCCACUAGCUGUUGGAGAAACUGCAUCCAGUGCAGUAACAGUUCUACUAAUUAUUCAGUUCCUCUGCCCAGCAAACACACAUACACACACGUGUGCAUGUGCACACGUGCACAUACACAUGCACACUUUUCAAACUCUAAAAGAAUAGCAUUGUUUUGUUUCUUUCCUCCUUCCUGCUUUGAUGGCUUGAAGCCAAUUGUCUGUAGUGACACAUGCUAGUCUCUAGUGGUGGCCUUCACUGCCAUCUAGUGGAACCGUGGUAAAAAAUGAAUUUGCCUAUUUGAGCGUAUCUGCACACCUCUUCAGUUCUGGGAUCACUGACUGAACUUAACCUGGAUGGGAUCCUUUCUAUGCCACUAUCCUGCUGUGUAACGCUAAGCCAUCCACAUAACAUGCUACCUUCAAAAUGUAUUGAGGAAGCGGAGCGUAUUUGGGGGAAACUAUUUACCAGGGAUCUUGGAUAAGUCCCUCAGUUCUGUAAGGCAUGAUCUUCUCAUCUGUAAGAUAGGAGAUAAAACACAUAUAAGCUCGAUAUAAAUGACAAGAUUUAUUAAGUACUGUGCACAUAUAUUUGCUGUUCUUACUGUUGACAUGUAAUUUUCACCUGCCUGCUUCAGUUCUCCUGAGAAUUAUGUCCUGAUUUUUCCUCUUGCCUCCAGCCUGUGAUGUUAUUGCUAAGUCACAUCUGUAGUAGCUUUAUUUCACCAAUAAAUAUUUGUUGAUUGAGAUAAACAACUAAA
This is a messenger RNA of Manis pentadactyla (Chinese pangolin), 2311 nucleotides long. It is a transcript of the gene TMEM52B, whose product is annotated as transmembrane protein 52B. The transcript is spliced from 6 exons. Lineage: Eukaryota; Metazoa; Chordata; Mammalia; Pholidota; Manidae. The coding region runs from base 417 to 965 and encodes 182 amino acids. The record is from RefSeq and is a predicted model, not a curated record.